UUGGACACCAUCAUCAUGAAGAACCCUGAACUGUAUACCAGUCAUGGUGGUUUUCAUGAGAACAGGAAGUCUUUGUCACAGCAGCUAGAACCUCCUUACACCACACAGCCAGUGCAUCGAACCUCUCGCUCGCUCAGCUCCACACAGCUGGUUCCUCCCGGCAGCAACAUGCAACAGGCCUUUAUCAUCUGUAACAUAGUACUGAUGAAAGGCCAGGGCAAGGGUCUGGGCUUCAGUAUUGUGGGUGGAAGAGACAGCAUGUAUGGACCAAUGGGGAUCUACGUGAAGACCAUUUUUCCUGGGGGGGCUGCGGCAGCUGAUGGACGGCUGCAAGAGGGAGACGAGAUCCUGGAGCUGAACGGAGAGUCUCUACACGGUCUGACUCACGACGAAGCUUUGCACAAAUUCAAACAAAUCAGAAAAGGCCUGUUGACUCUGGUGGUGAGGACCAGCCUCCGUGUAGAGGUCUUGUGUGGUCAAACCCAGGUGGCCCAGCUUUGCAGGUCGCGCUCCCUCAGCUCCACCACAGGGAUGGCGAGGGUCAGCGCUGACAUGGGAGGCUACAAUUACCUGACCAACACCUGCAGCAACACAGUGACCCACCCGAGUCAGCCCACUAAACCAAGGGACCGCGUCAUGAUGGAGAUUGUACUGCACAAAGAGGCUGGUGUUGGUCUGGGUAUCGGACUCUGCUGUGUUCCAUCAGCUGAUGGCUGCUCUGGGAUUUACAUCCACACCCUUUCACCUGGAUCUGUGGCACAUAUGGAUUGUAGACUCAGGUGUGGAGAUGAGAUUAUGGAGAUCAACGACAAUGUGGUCUACAGCAUGGCACUGAAUGACGUCUACACUGUCCUGAGCCACUGCAGCCCAGGUCCAGUCCACAUCAUCAUAAGUCGCCACCCUGAUCCCAACGUCUCAGAGCAGCAGCUGAACGAUGCAAUCACUCUGGCAGUGGAGAACAGCAAACCGAGGAGAGACAAGAGCCAAUGGACUGUUGACGGACUGCGCAGACCGGACACUUGCCCUCACGGUCGACAGAGGUGGGAGCCCUGUUUGGAGAGGAGUUUCAGUCAGCUGACAGUAGGAAGACAUCACAAGACCAUGACCCGCUCCUGCAGCGACACCAAUGGCCAGCAAUACAACCGCUGCCUCACCCUCCAGAACCUGCACCAGGAACAUCAUCACCCAGCGGGCCACAUCCACAGCCUCGAAGGACCUAAACCCGUGACGGACAUGUGGUCAGAAACCAGACUAUCUGUGCCCAUGUUUGAUGACUAUUAUAACAUCCCAUACAACUCUCCUGCAGCUAACCCUUCCAGUCAAAUGUCCCUGGAUCUAAGUGUGAAAAGCUCCAAGUCCAGCUGCCGGGUUCAGCUGGGAACUCCUCGAAGGCACUGCUGGCCUCAGGACGUGACCAGUGAGGAUGGCUAUAACGGAGACUCCAGUGGUUCUAGUGGAGGAUCCCCAAUCCGGGGCGAGAACCUGCAGACAUCACUCAGCAGUUGCCAGGAAGGAGAACGAAUUAGAGAACGAUGCAAAGGAAGGAAAGACGACUCCACUCAGCCAGACCCUGAAACGCACAACAAAAGGAGUCAGUGCACAGGAGAUUCCUCAGCCGUGCUCUGCUCACAUCGGAAUAGAGGAGCUCUGAAGAGGCAGCCUCGUGUUGAACAACCUUCCCAAGAGCACCUGCAGGACCCCUGGGUUCGUCUCUCAGAAGGAUCUCCUGAAAGUCUACCUGGAAUCCACCAGCACCACAUUGCUCACAGCACACAGUCCGUCAACACCGACUGUACUCCGACCACCAUGAGUUAUGAAGAGGAUGAGGCAGAACUCAACGGCACGUCCAUGGAUGUGAAUUCUGAUCCAACUUUCGACAUGAAUUCUAAAAGCACAUGCCAAAUUCCAGAACAACGGAAGGGGCCACCGGUGGCGCCCAAACCCACCUGGUUUCGCCAGAAUCUCAAGAAAAUUCGAGACGAGCAGGACCAGAAACAUCGAGCAAAACCUGCCGAGCUGAGGCAUGCCGGGGAAUUUAACCGAAACUUUGGAAUCAGAUCAGCUUCGUCUGGGUCCAGUCUCUCAAUCAAGCAGAAGAUCCACUCAUUCGAGACGUUUUCCAGUCCUCAGGCUGCAGAGAAGGGGAACUACAGGAAGCCUGUGGCCCCCUCCACCUCACUCCCUCUAGUGGAGAAAGUGGUCUCACCUGAGCCGAGUGCAAAAAGCAAGUAUGGGAUCCACGACGGGAUCCAAUCCAACAAGUCUACGAGUGUGCCAGAGGCAGAACUCACUGUCACGAGGUCCACCGUCCAGACCACCACGGAACAUCCACCCUCCGACACCAACCACACUGAUCCUGACCCUGAUCCAGUCUGUGAUGACCAGGAGGACCUACAGCCACCACAGACCACUGAGGUGGACAGGGUGGAUGUGAAUGAAGAUGUACUUCCUGCUGUAUGUACUACAACCAUUCUGGCAGAAGAAGAAAGUCCUCCAGAGGUGGUGGAGGAGGUUGAAGCAGAAAGCCAAGAAAAGCCUCUGAACACAACUACAAGCACUGGUCAACCACCGGAGAGCGCCCCCGGGAGGGGAAUAGAGGAAGAGAGUUUAGACAAAAUACUUGCAUUUGGCAACCAGGUGUCACAGGCCUUGAUGCGCCAUGGAAACCCCCGGACUCCACAGACCCCAUCAUCAGGGGACGUCACCAACCCUGGUGAAUCUGAGGACUCUGCUGCAGACAGCACUGACCCAGGUUUCUCUGUCAGCUUGGCCAAGCUGAGAGAAUUCACCAUUGAUCAAGAGGAGGGGGCAUCACAUGACCAGGCAGCAGUCACUUCCUCAUGUGCUCAGACUGUCAUCUCAGCCAUCCCUCCACAGGAAGUACAGAGGCUGAUUCAGGAAGUGUCGAGUCUAGAUGAAGAGACUUUGAAGUUGGUGGACAUCCAUGUUGUUAUACUGCACAAGGAGGAGGGGGCGGGGCUGGGAUUCAGCAUCGCUGGAGGUUCUGACCUGGAGAGUAAAGCUCUGACUGUCCACAAAGUGUUCCCCAGCGGUCUGGCAGCCCAGGAGGGCACCAUCCAGAAAGGAGACGAGGUGUUGUCCAUUAACGGACAAACGCUGCGCGGCGUCACACAUGCCGAAGCCACAGCGUCUCUGCGCCAGACUCGUGGUCUUAAGUUAGCCGUGGUGGUCAUUAACAAGAGAUCUGAGGAGGAGGAAAAGGAGGAGGAGUCAGGCUGUAAGAGCGAGGAGCAGAGAUGUUCAGUGGAGGAGCAGGGAGCUCCGGUUCAUGUAGUGCUGGAGAAAGGAGCUGGAGGAGUGGGUUUUACUCUGGAAGGAGGAAAAGGUUCGAUCCACGGAGACAAACCUCUGGUCGUCAACAGGAUCUUCACUGGUGGCGCUGCAGAGCAGUGUGGUCUGCAGUGUGGUGACGAGCUGCUGCAGGUUCAAGGAGUCUCUCUGCAGGACAUGACACGGUUCGAGGCCUGGAAUAUGAUCAAGGCCUUACCUGAAGGGGCCGUCAGCGCACUGAUCAGGAGGAGGGCCACCACCACAGAUUGAGACCACCUGAAACUAAUCAAUAAUGAAAAAAAAAAUAAACAUAGACAAAUAACAUAAAAAAUAUACAAAAAAAAAAAUAAACAAAGACACUCCACUGAUGGCCUAAUAAUGAAGUGUUUGACUUCAGAUAUCAGUCAACACAUUUUAAUCCUUAGUCUUUUUACUGUAGACAUUUUUAAAGUUCAGGUUUUUUUCUGAGUGGAUGUACACCGGUAUACAGGUACCGACAACACCGACACCUGAGCUCACGUCAUCAAAUCUUCGGCAGCUGAAGUCCACAGCGCCCUCAUGUGUUACUUGGACAAAUACUGAUGUAAUACAGAGGAAUUAAAAUAACUACAGGUCAUGAGGUACCUACUAUACAUCAAAACCAGAACUAUUACUUACGGCUAGUGGUUCUCAACCCCAGGUACGCAUACCACUGGCGGUACUUUGGCUCCCCCUAGUGAAAUCCAGUGGUGAAGCAUGCCUUUGGCUGAUGAAUUCAUUUUCUGGCUUUAGCUGAAGAGGAUAGAACUAUGUUGCUGGUACAAGAAUUACUUGAAGAGACAAAUAUUUUCACAAGUGGUACACAGUGUAAAACAUUUAAGAACCACUGAUUUAGGACGUUUACUCUAAAAUGUACACACAUUAUUGUCAUCAUCUUCCAGUCUUGUCAUCGUCACAAGUGAAUAAAAUCAUUUGCACAAAU
This is a messenger RNA of Cynoglossus semilaevis (tongue sole), 4252 nucleotides long. RefSeq names its product interleukin 16 (gene il16). Lineage: Eukaryota; Metazoa; Chordata; Actinopteri; Pleuronectiformes; Cynoglossidae. Gene Ontology annotation, biological process: leukocyte chemotaxis; induction of positive chemotaxis. The coding region runs from base 16 to 3561 and encodes 1181 amino acids. Gene Ontology annotation, molecular function: cytokine activity; CD4 receptor binding. The record is from RefSeq and is a predicted model, not a curated record. The transcript is spliced from 19 exons.